AUGUUAUUAGACGUGUCCCGCAAACAAUUCAACCGCUCGGACCGCGUCAAGGCGGUCGACUUCCACCCCACCGAGCCGUGGCUCCUCGUCGGGCUCUACAACGGCAACGUCAACAUCUACAACCACGACACGGGCGCACUCGUCAAGACGUUCGAGGUCGCGGAGGUCCCCGUGCGAUGCUGCCGCUUCAUCGCGCGCAAGAACUGGUUCGUCGCGGGCUCGGACGACUUCCAGCUGCGCGUCUUCAACUACAAUACGCACGAAAAGGUCGCCGCGUUCGAGGCGCACCCCGACUAUAUUCGAUGCCUCACGGUCCACCCGAGCGCGAGCAUCGUGCUCACCGGGAGCGACGAUAUGACCAUCAAGGCAUGGGACUGGGACAAAAACUGGAAGUGCAUCCAGUCGUACGAAGGGCACACGCAUUAUAUCAUGAACAUCGCCGUCAACCCCAAAGACGCAAACACGUUCGCCUCCGCGUGUCUGGACCGCACGGUCAAGAUCUGGUCUCUCGGCUCGUCGGUGCCCAACUUCACGAUGGAGGCGCACGACAAGGGCGUCAACUACGUCGAGUUCUACCCUGGCGCGGACAAGCCGUACCUCGUCACGACCGGCGACGACAAAACGGUCAAGGUCUGGGACUACCUCAGCAAGAGCUGCGUUCAGACGAUGGAGAGCCACACCAACAACGUCUCGUUUGCCGUCUUCCACCCCAACCUCCCGAUCAUCAUCAGUGGGAGCGAGGACGGAACGGUGAAGAUCUGGAACAGCGGUACGUAUCGGCUGGAGAACACGCUGAGCUACGGGUUGGAGCGUGCGUGGUGCAUCGCGGUGCGGAAAGAGGCCAACGAGCUCGCCGUCGGGUUCGAUGAAGGGUCUGUCGUGAUCAAGCUUGGCCGUGACGAACCAACGUUCUCGAUGGACCCCGCAGGAAAGCUCAUCUACAUCCGAAACAACGCCGUCCUCUCCUCGAACCUCCAGACGAUUGCAGACGACGCCUUCACAGAAGGCGCGCGCCUCUCGCUCUCGAUCAAGGAGCUCGGCUCAACCGAAAUCUUCCCCACGUCCAUCACGCACUCGCCCAACGGCCGGUUCGUCACCGUCGUCGGGGACGGCGAGUACAUCAACUACACCGCGCUCGCGUGGCGGAACAAGUCCUUCGGCAACGGGAGCUCAUUCGCGUGGGCGGGCGACUCCAACACGUACGCGGUGCUGGAGGGGAAGCUGAAGGUGCGGGUAUACAAGAAUUUUAAGGAGCGCGGGGGGGCAGGGAUGAAGGGCGUCGGCUCGUGGAGCGUCGAGAGCUUGCAUGGGGGCCCCUUGCUCGGCGCGCGCGGGACCGGCUUCGUCGUCUUCUGGGACUGGGAGACCGGCGAGAUUGUCCGGAGGAUCGACGUUGAGUCGAAAAAUGUGUUCUGGUCGAACACGGGAACGCUGGUGGCGAUCGCCGCUGAGGACUCGUUCUUCAUUCUGCGAUUCGAUCGGGACGCAUACAACGCGAAGUUAGAGGAGGGGGCAGAGAUCGGCGACGAAGGCGUGGAAGAGGCAUUCGAGGUCAUCGGGGAGGUGUCUGAGAACGUCAAAACAGCCAAGUGGAUCGGCGACUGCUUCAUCUAUACGAAUGCCGCCAACCGGCUCAACUACUUUGUGGGCUCCGAGACGUACCCCAUCACGCAGUUUGACCGGCCGAUGUCGCUCUUGGGAUACAUCCCCGCGCAUAAUCGGGUCUACGUCGCGGACAAGGACAUGAACGUCUAUGGGUAUGCUUUGGCGCUGAAUGUCAUCGAGUACCAGACGGCCGUGCUACGGGGCGACAUGGACGCUGCAGCCGAGAUCCUGCCCAACGUGCCCAAAGACCAGCGAAACAAGAUCGCGCGUUUCUUGGAGGGCAGAGAUCUGAAGGAGCUCGCGCUGGAGGUGACGACGGACGUGGACCACAAGUUCGAGCUGUCGCUGCAGCUGGACGACCUGGACUCGGCGCUCGCGAUCGCGCGCACGGUGCCGGAGGCGGAGGCGGAGACGAAGUGGAAGGCGGUCGGCGACCGGGCGCUCGCGGUGUGGCGGUUCGACCUCGCGCGGGAGUGCUUUGAGAAGGCGGGGGACCUGAACGCGCUGAUGCUGUUGCUGCUGUCCAUCGGCGACGGGGCCGGGCUGGAGGCGCUGGCUGCGAAAGCGGUGGAGAAGGGACAGAACAACCUGGCGUUCGCGUCGCUCCUGCAGCUGGGCAACGCGAAGGCGUGCGUGGACCUGCUGGUGAAGACGCACCGGGCCCCCGAGGCCGCGUUGUUUGCGCGGACGUAUGCGCCUAGCCAGGUGCCGGCGGUGGUGGACGCCUGGCGGGACGAGCUGAAGAGCAAGGGCCGGCCCAAGAUCGCGGGGGCGAUCCCGUCGCCACGUGACCACCCUGAUCUGUUCGAGGAGGGCUGGGCGGAGGCGCUGGCGGGCGAGGGCGGCGCCGUCGAUGAAGAGCCGCUGAUUGAGCUGAACGGUGACGCGGUGUUGGAGCCUGAGGGCGGGGAAGGGGAGGAGGGCAGCGCAGAGGCGGAGGCGGCAGAGGCGGCGACGGAGGGGUGA
Molecule: messenger RNA, 2571 nt
Organism: Heterobasidion irregulare TC 32-1
Lineage: Eukaryota; Fungi; Basidiomycota; Agaricomycetes; Russulales; Bondarzewiaceae
Exons: 11
Coding region: 1-2571 (856 amino acids)
Biological process (GO): intracellular protein transport; retrograde vesicle-mediated transport, Golgi to endoplasmic reticulum; endoplasmic reticulum to Golgi vesicle-mediated transport
Cellular component (GO): COPI vesicle coat
Molecular function (GO): protein binding; structural molecule activity
Source: RefSeq, a predicted model, not a curated record